CUCGAGCCCGCGCGACGCGCAUGGAGUUCACCUGCGGCGAGGGGCCGGUCUCUGCCACGGAGCCUGCCAGAGGGCAAAGCCCCAGACACAGCAAAUACGGAGGCAGCCGGCACUUGGAGAGGUCGAGGCGGGAGGAUCGCUGCAACCUAGGAGUUCGAGACCCGCCUUGGCAACUGACUUCUUCCAGUGUACGGAACGCUGCUAAUGGACAGCCGUUGCUGCCAGCUCUGAUGAUGGUAGGCUUCCUCAACACUCAGCCCAGGGCAGCCAGGAAGAAUGAAUGCAUGGUGAUUCAGAGGGCCAGGAGGAAGCUGCGUGGCAUUUCAGAGAUACUUAUUUUAAAACUGCCGGUGGCCAUGUCUUCUUUUCCUAUCUGAGCUAAUAAUGAAUUUUGAUAUGUGAACAUUUCUUCUGCUUCAUAGGUAAUGUGUUGAUGUGGCACUUUAAUCUUAGAAUAAUCAUUUCUAAAACCAA
Messenger RNA from Saimiri boliviensis boliviensis (Bolivian squirrel monkey), 474 nucleotides. The record is from RefSeq and is a predicted model, not a curated record. NCBI's taxonomy places the organism in Eukaryota, Metazoa, Chordata, Mammalia, Primates, Cebidae.